AUGUUGCAACAGCUGAGCGACGGCACACGGCACCCAACUACAUUCUUCUCGAGGAAGCUGAAACCUACUGAACGCCGCUACAGCACCUUCGGGCACGAACUGCUGGCCGUCUACUCGAACACGCGUUUCGACCACGUACACCUCGACAUUGUCGGACCUCUGCCGCCUUGCCAAGAGAAUGCCUAUUUACUGCCGUGCAUUGACAGAUUCACGCGCUGGGCGGAGGCCAUACCUAGAACGGAUAUCACAGCUGACACGGUUGCCCGCGCCUUCUUGCACCACUUGGUUGCUCGUUUCGGUGCACCAUCUAUAAUAACAACGGACCGCGGAAGGCAGUUCGAAUCAUCACUUUUCGCCAGCAUUACACGUUUCGUUGGUGCUUCUCGUAUCGGAACAACCACCUACCACCCGAUUAGCAACGGCCUGGUGGAGCGUUUCCACCGCCAGCUCAAGUAUGCGCUCGCCGCAACAGAAGAGCGCAACUGGACGGAGGCACUACCACUAAUCCUCUUGGGAAUCCGGACAGCUGUCAAGACAGACAUCGGCUGCAGUGCGGCCGAACUGGUCUACGGAACGACAUUGCGCCUUCCAGGAGAAUUCUUCACGGGCAGCCCGUAA
Dermacentor andersoni is the source of this 618-nucleotide messenger RNA. Lineage: Eukaryota; Metazoa; Arthropoda; Arachnida; Ixodida; Ixodidae. The record is from RefSeq and is a predicted model, not a curated record.